AUGUCCAGUCUCGGUCCGGACUUCGCCCGCAGUUUUGCGCGGGAGACAUGGGCUCUCUAUGCAGUUGGGAUGCUGGGCGUGUGUUUGCGAUUCACCGCUCGUAUCCGUCGAUUAGGCAUUCGCAACCUCCAAGCCGACGACUAUGUCAUGCUGUUCGCUGUCUUGUGGUAUACCAUCCUCUGCGUGGCUCUGAAUAAGGUGGUCUCCGGCGGCGGAUCGAAUCUGAUGACGGACGAAGAUGUGAGGAACUUGACGCCGGAGAUCUACAACGAACGAGUUGAAGGAAGCAAAUGGGUGUUUGUGAGCGAACAUUCAUUUGUAGGGGCCAUCUGGUCACUGAAGACCUGCAUGCUCGUGAUUUACGCUCGUAUUACUGAGGGACUGCACCAGAGACGCUGGAUCAACUGGCUAGCCAUCUAUGUUGGCCUUGGAUUUAUCGCGACUGAAUUGACGUUGUUUCUCAUCUGCCGGCCUUUGUCGAAUUACUGGGCCGUGCCUACGCCAAACUAUCAAUGCUCGUCGUACCAAUACUACGAAAUCAUCCAAGGCUGCAUCCACAUCUCCGCCGACAUCUUCAUGCUCAUCAUCGCCAUUCCUCUCCUACUGAAAGUCCGCGUCCCUGUGAGACAAAAACUCAUUCUCCUCAUCAUCUUCGGCAUGGGCGCCUUCGUCAUCGUCGCCGCCAUCCUCACGAAAGUCUACUGUCUCGUCCCCAGCCUCAUCUCCUACGUCUACAUGAACUGGUAUUUCCGCGAAGCCACCGUCGCCGUCCUAGUCACCAACAUCCCCCUUGUCUGGUCCCUCCUCCGCGAUGUCUUCCCCUCCCUCAAGAGCUGGACCGGUGGAUCCCGCGGCCGCACAGAAAACCGCUACCGCUCUGGUCGGUGGACGUUCAGCAAGGGCUCUGCGAUUCGAUCCACUUAUGGACCACCAAGUCGGGGUGGUGUCAGUAUGCACAGUAUGCACGACUACCGACGGAGUAUGCCAUUCACGCCGCCGCAAAAGGUCAUCUCGGAGAUCAGUGAGAGCCCGGAGCCGAGUGAGGGCCGGGAAUACAGUGAGGACGGUUCGACGCGGGGACUGCACAUUCGGCAGGACGUUACGGUGACUGUGGAACGUGGUUCGCAUCCACCGGCGCUGGAUCAGUGGGAAGCGAACCGGACUCGAGCUGAAAGUCAGGUCUAA
Aspergillus ruber CBS 135680 is the source of this 1185-nucleotide messenger RNA. RefSeq lists its product as uncharacterized. Lineage: Eukaryota; Fungi; Ascomycota; Eurotiomycetes; Eurotiales; Aspergillaceae. Bases 1 to 1185 code for a protein of 394 amino acids. The record is from RefSeq and is a predicted model, not a curated record. The transcript has 4 exons.